AUGUGUAUAUCAAAGAUAGAUGACCUAUCAUCAUGUUCCAAUCUAUUGGAUGGUGUUGUUGAUUCAUCUUCUCCCUCCUACGAUUCACUGCUCAAGGAGAAGGAUGAUUCAAACGUCAAGGUUGUGUUGGCGGGUCCGACCCAAUCUGGAAAGUCUAUGUUGAUCAAUGUACUUCUCUCUAUGCAUAUCUUGCCAACAGGAACAGAGAAUGUAACAUCAAGGAUAUGCAUAUUAAGAAACUCGCCAACGAUUUGUAUCAAGUUAUUCAGGGUAGUUACUCAACAAGACAAUGGGACCAGCUACUUGGAAUGCUUGGACGAUGAGACAAUCACCUUUGAGUCGAGCGAUUUGAAUCUGGAGCCAAUAAGAAUGCAGUUGAGGACCUGCUUGGACAUGCAUUUGGUCUGGAAAUGGACCACUGCAGAUAGUACAGCGUCAUUCAAAGAGUGGACCAACAAGGUUGUGAUGUUGGAGUUCCCUUCGCCCCUGCUCGAGACUGGCCUGGAGAUCAUCGAUCUACCUGGCUUCAGCCCUACCAACAAUACAACAAUCUCCCCUAUCUACAAGGACUUCUUCCAAGCAUACCAGCCAACUGGUAUCAUGUACUGCUACCCCAACUCAUCAAGGAUGGAUGGACUCACAGACUUGAUAAGCUCAUUGCCAACGGACUGCACGGCCAGGAAGUCGAUAUUCAUUGCACACACCAUGGUAUCAUGGCAUGAGGUACAGACGAUGAACAAUAUACAGCCUGGCGAGGGUGUAUCGCUCGAGUGGAUCGAUAGACAUUCACACCAAUGCUACUUGAAACAGGACAACUCGACACAUGGCGGCAGCCCGCAGACCUUUGCUCUUGUCAACUCAUUGGACUUUGUCAUGCAACCAAAGACAAAUGAGACCAGGUACAUCUUCCAGCAGUUCAUCAACAAACUUAUCAAAUGGAUUGCCAGGCUCUAUCGGACAAGGGGAGACAUCAACCUGAGCUUGGUUGAGAAGGAGUGUAAUCGCAUGGCCACAAAAAUUCAAACGACUCAGUCUAUCCUCACCAACAUUGAGGACUACAGCAAGGUGAUUGAAGACUCUGCCCACACAUUGGCCAGCAUUGAAUCGGAGAUCAGUGGAUCAUUGUGCUCGGUCAUUGAAACCAUUCCUACAUUGAUCAAACAAGUCUUUGCAACCAAGCUAAUGACUUUGAUCAACGAAUCGGUAUCACUUGAAACAGUGGAGUACAUCAAAGACGAGGUGCUACACUUUGCAAUCAAUCAGUUGGAGGCCGAUGUGGCCAGUUCAAUUGGAACAUUUCCCAACACAAUCCUUGAGCAAGGUGACUCUAUUGUGAGCAUUUUGAUGAAGUACACCAAGAAGGUGUUGGAGCACACGAUGAGGACACCCAUUGCCACACUCCUAUCAAAAGAUAUAUCAUCAGCCAUCUACACCUAUCUCUUGGAAGGAUUCCUGACCUUCUUUACAACAACGCCAACCCCCGCCGUGGAGCAUAACGGAGCAGCCGACCUCAUGACAUUCGUCGAUCUCUAUCCAGAAUCAAUCAAUAUCAAGAAGUUAGAGAUGGAGAUCGAACAGAUAGUCAUCCGCAAGUUCAACAUAUUCAAGUGCUACAACAUCUUGCAGAUCAAGGGAUUGGAGACUAGAUCACCAAACAUGUUGCCUAAUCUGAUGAGCACCUGUCUGGAGAGAUACAAUGCUCUUUACUUGGACACAUACAUACUCCACAGUAGAUUGUUCUAUCCAUUCGACUAUCCACUGGUCGACAAGUCCAAGGUGAUGACAGAGGACAGCACGGGAUUCUACCAUGGUACAAUCAAUGAUAAAGCAUUCUUUGUCAAGAUGGUCAACAGUAACAAUGAGGAUCAUGAUAUCAAACGUUCAUUGGCACAGCAAGUGAGAAUGAUGAGUACAACCUCAUCGCUUCCAAUGGCCCUAUCAUCAGUAUUCUAUCAAUAUGAUGCAUUGAAUGGUCAAUCUGAAUGGUUACUUUUGUUCAUUCAAGAUCAAGGCAACAACGACCCUAUCAACAACAACAUCAACAACAACAACAACACUACCAAAGAUUACAACACCGACCAUGGCAACACCGAAGAUAACAACACCGACAAAGGCAACACUGACAUUGGCAACACCGAAGAUAACAACUCCGUCAAUGGCAACACUGACGAUAGCAACACCAACGAAAACAACACUGGCUCGACUACUGCCAAUGAUGGAUCGUCCUCCACCAUAUCAAAGGAAGAAGAGCAGCAACGAUGCUCUGACUGA
Acytostelium subglobosum LB1 is the source of this 2271-nucleotide messenger RNA. RefSeq lists its product as hypothetical. The record is from RefSeq and is a predicted model, not a curated record. Gene Ontology annotation, molecular function: GTPase activity. The coding region runs from base 1 to 2271 and encodes 756 amino acids. NCBI's taxonomy places the organism in Eukaryota, Evosea, Eumycetozoa, Acytosteliales, Acytosteliaceae. The transcript has 3 exons.